Molecule: messenger RNA, 1050 nt
Organism: Pipra filicauda (Wire-tailed manakin)
Lineage: Eukaryota; Metazoa; Chordata; Aves; Passeriformes; Pipridae
Gene: PSMF1
Product: proteasome inhibitor subunit 1
Exons: 7
Coding region: 84-890 (268 amino acids)
Biological process (GO): proteasome-mediated ubiquitin-dependent protein catabolic process
Molecular function (GO): endopeptidase inhibitor activity; proteasome binding
Source: RefSeq, a predicted model, not a curated record
GGCCGCCCGGGCCCUGCGCAGCGGACGGGGGCCCUCUAGUGAGGGGCGGCGCGGCCGCGGCUCCGCCCCGGCCCGGAGCAGCCAUGGCGGGGCUGGAGCCGCUCUACGCCUGGGCCAGGCCCGCCAUCUCCCGCCCGCAGGACGCGCUGGUCUGCGGCGUGCACUGGGAGCUGGUCCGACACGGCUACCGCUGCCUGGGCACCGGGGACCAGCCAGGUCCUGAUGAAAGGAAGUCAGAGCUGCUGCCUGCUGGCUGGGAAGCCAACAAGGAGGUGUAUACACUGCGCUACAAGUCCACAGAUGAUGCCCGUGAGCUGCUGCUGAAGGCCAUCAUGGUGGAGGACAGCAUGAUCCUCAAUGUCAUGGAUCGUGGCUCUCAGAAGGUGGCAGAUGUGACCUUGGCAGUGGCCGACUACAUCAACCCAGAGCACCUGGAUGAUUUCCACAAGGUGUACAAGAACACCGAGGAGCUGAGGACAAGGAUCACUUCAGGCAUCCUUGCUCCCCUCGGGGCCCCCACGGAAAAGGCCAAAAAGGAGCCUGAGUCCGAAAAGGAUUUGCAGCGGGAUGACGACCCCCUCCGGAUCCCUCCCCGGCAGCCGGCGGGCACAAGGGCCCCAUCCUGGCCGUCCUCCGUGAAUCCCUUUGCUGUUGGUGGGGGAGACCUGGACCCUCUCGGAGGUCGGAGUGGGGGAAUGAUCGUGGAUCCUCUCCGAUCUGGCUUCCGGCAGCCCGGCAUUGACCCAUCAUCAGGCAUCCCAGGCCGGCUUCCCCCAGGAGCUGUUCCACCAGGUGCCAGAUUCGACCCCUUUAGCCCCUUAGGAGCUGGACGACCUGGGCCUGAUCCCGACCACCUUCCCCCUCCAGGCUACGAUGACAUGUUCAUGUGAGGAGUCACUGAGUGGCUGAGUCUCCUGGGAAGCAGAUGUGCUUCCCCUCUUCGCUCCACAUCGGUGGAUUUAGAUCUUUCCAGCAGCGUUUCUCUCCGUUUGGGGUUGCAUUCCCGUGUGUCCCAUCUGCUAUAAAGGCUUCCCUGUUUGCAGAACAGAA